This is a messenger RNA of Salvelinus fontinalis (brook trout), 5369 nucleotides long. Its product is annotated as NLR family CARD domain-containing protein 3-like. Gene Ontology annotation, molecular function: protein binding. NCBI's taxonomy places the organism in Eukaryota, Metazoa, Chordata, Actinopteri, Salmoniformes, Salmonidae. The transcript has 11 exons. The record is from RefSeq and is a predicted model, not a curated record. Bases 51 to 3491 code for a protein of 1146 amino acids.
CUUAUGUUCAGGAUCCAUUUUGAGACGACAGAGUAGAAAGGAAAAGCAAUAUGGGGAGAAGAAGAAAAAAGAGGGGACAGUGCUCUAAAAUGAGUCUCUCUGUGGAGAGAGAGGGGGGACCUGCCUCUAAAAUGAGUCUCUCUGGGGGACAUGACACCAAAGCUAAGAGACCAUUCAAGCGGAAGAGACCAGCCUCCCCUGUACCCAGCUGUGUGUCCAUGAAGAGUGACAAGUCUAUGGAUUAUCCUCUAAACUUUAGAGAGGGAGACUUUUCUACUGAACAAAGAAACCAACAGGAGAGAUCAGAGUCAGAGAUUCUCAGUGGUCAGUCUUCCCAGAGUCAUCAAACAGACCUGGCCUCCAUAUUCAGUUUCCUUGAAGAGAAUAUUAUGACAUUUGUGAAGAACGAGCUGAAGAUGUUCAAGAGGAUUCUUAGUCCAGAACUCCCAGAAGGCUUUGAGAGUCAGAAGCAGGAUAAGGAAGUGGUGGACACUGAAGAUGAGAAGCAGGAGAGCAGUGCCAGAGAGGGGGCUCUGAAGAUCACACUGCACGUCCUGAGGAAAAUGAACCAGAAGGAGCUUGCUGACACACUGGAGAAAUAUGAACUUGCUGUGAUUUGCCAACGUGAACUCAAAUCUAAUCUAAAGAAGAAGUUUCAAUGUGUAUUUGAGGGGAUCGCUAAACAAGGAAACCCAACACUUCUCAAUAAGAUCUACACAGAGCUCUACAUCACAGAGGGUGGAACAGGAGAGGUCAAUAAUGAACAUGAGCUGAGACAGAUUGAGACAACAACCAGGAAACAAGCAAGACCAGAGACUGCAAUCAAAUGUAACGACAUCUUCACACCUUUAACUGGACAAGACAAACGUAUCAGAACUGUGCUGACAAAGGGAGUCGCUGGCAUUGGAAAAACAGUCUCUGUGCAGAAGUUCAUUCUGGAUUGGGCUGAAGGAAAAGCAAAUCAGGAUGUCCAAUUUGUAUUUUCAUUCCCUUUUCGGGAGCUGAAUUUGAUGAAAGAGGACAAACACACUUUCAUUGAACUUCUCAAUCACUUUUCAAUGGAAACCAAACAAUCAAGAAUCUCCAACUACGACAAGUACAAAGUUCUGUUCAUCUUUGAUGGUCUGGAUGAGUGCCGACUGCCCCUAGACUUCCAGAAGAACAAGAUCUGUUGUGACGUCACAGAGUCAACCUCAGUGGAUGUUCUGCUGACAAAUCUCAUCACGGGAAAUCUGCUUCCCUCUGCUCUCCUCUGGAUAACUACCCGACUUGCAGCAGCCAAUAAGAUCCCUUCAGGGUGUGUUGACCAGGUGACAGAGGUACGAGGGUUCAAUGACCCACAGAAGGAGGAGUACUUCAGGAAGAGAUACAGUAAUGAGGACCUGGCCAGCAGAAUCAUCUCACACAUAAAGACAUCAAGGAGCCUCCACAUCAUGUGCCACAUUCCAGUCUUCUGUUGGAUUUCUGCAACAGUCCUUGAACACAUGCUGAAACAUAAGAGAGAAGAGAUGCCCAAGACUCUGACUGAGAUGUACACACGCCUUGUGGUGUUUCAUACCAAACAGAAGAAUGAAAAGUAUCUUGGGAAAGAAGAGACAGGUCCACACUGGAAUAAAGAGAGCAUUCUGUCACUGGGAAAAUUGGCUUUUCAACAGCUUGUGAAUGGCAAUCUGAUUUUCUAUGAAAAAGACCUGAAAGAGGCUUGCAUUGAUGUCAAUGAAGUCUCAGUGUACUCAGGAUUGUGCACACAGGUCUUUAAAGAGGAAUGUGGGCUGUACCAGGACAAGGUGUACUGCUUUGUUCAUCUGAGCAUUCAGGAGUUUCUGGCUGCUGUAUAUGUGUUCCUCUCAUUCAUCAACAACAAUGAGAAUCUAAUGGAUGAUCCUCAAUCAAUGUUCAGCCACUUUACUGCGCUGUUCAGAGACAAGCCUAAAGUUACUGUCUACAAGAGUGCUGUGGAUAAAGCCUUACAAAGUGAGACGGGAAACCUGGACCUUUUCCUCCGCUUCCUUCUGGGCCUCUCACUGGAGUCCAAUCAGAAGCACUUACGAGGUCUGCUGACAAAGACAAGAAGCAGCUCAAAGACCCACGAAGAAACAGUCAAGUACAUCAAGGAGAAGAUCAGGGAGAAUCCCUCUCCAGAGAGGAGCAUCAAUCUGUUCCACUGUCUGAAUGAACUGAAUGACCAUUCUCUAGUGCAGGAGAUCCAAAGAUACCUGAGAUCAGGAAGUCUCUCAGAACCCUACCUGUCACCUGCACAGUGGUCAGCUCUGGUCUUUGUGUUGCUGACUUCAGAAAAGGAGCUGGAUGUGUUUGACCUGAAGAAAUACUCCAGAUCAGAGGAAGGUCUUCUGAGGCUGCUGCCAGUGGUCAAAGCCUCCAGAGCUGUUCUGCUGUCAGGCUGUGGAGUCACAGAGGAAGGCUGUGCUUCUCUGGUCUCAGCUCUGAGGUCAAACCCCUCACACCUGAGAGAGCUGGACCUGAGUAACAAUGACCUGAAGGAUUCAGGAGUGGAGCUGCUCUCUGCUGGACUGGGGAAUCCCCACUGUAAACUGGAGACUCUGAGGCUGUCAGGCUGUCUAGUCACAGAGGAAGGCUGUGCUUCUCUGGUCUCAGCUCUGAGGUCAAACCCCUCACACCUGAGAGAGCUGGACCUGAGUAACAAUGACCUGAAGGAUUCAGGAGUGAAGCUGCUCUCUGCUGGACUGGGGAAUCCCCACUGUAAACUGGAGACUCUGAGGAUGUCAGGCUGUCUAGUCACAGAGGAAGGCUGUGCUUCUCUGGUCUCAGCUCUGAGGUCAAACCCCUCACACCUGAGAGAGCUGGAUCUGAGCUACAAUCACCCAGGAGACUCAGGAGUCAGACUGCUCUCUGCUGGACUGGAGGAUCCACACUGCAGACUGGAGAAACUCAAUGUGGAACAUGGUGGAGAGAACACAAUGAAACCUGGGCUUAGAAAAUAUGUCUGUGAUCUCACACUGGACCCAAACACAGUAAACAGACUCCUCUCUCUGUCUGAGGAGAACAGAAAGGUGACACGUAGGACAGAGGAGCAGCCGUAUCCUGAUCACCCAGAGAGAUUUGAGGACUGGGGACAGGUGCUGUGUAGAGAGGGUCUGACUGGGCGCUGUUACUGGGAGGUAGAGUGGAGUGGGAGAAGGGCUGAUAUAGGAGUGACAUAUAAAGGAAUCAGCAGGAGAGGAAGGGUUAACGACUGUUGUCUUGGAUACAAUGACAAGUCCUGGAGUCUGUUCUGCUCUGAUUACAGUUACAUUGCCAGUCACAAUAAUAAUCCCACUACCAUAGACGUCCCCUCCUCCAGCUCCCACAGAGUAGGAGUGUAUCUGGACUGGCCAGCCGGCACUCUGUCCUUCUAUAGAGCCUCCUCUGACACACUGACCCACCUGAUCACAUUCACCUCCACAUUCACUGAGCCCCUCUAUCCAGGGUUUAGGGUUUGGUUUAAUGGCGACUCAGUGUCCCUGAAAUAAUAACCUGACACACACACACUGGACACACACACAUACACACACACACUGGACACACACACACACACACACACACACACACACACACACACACACACACACACACACACACACACACACACACACUGGACACACACACACACACACACACACACACACACACUGGACACACACACACUGGACACACACACACUGGACACACACACAUACACACACACACUGGACACACACACACACACACACACACACACACUGGACACACACACACACACACACACACACACACACACUGGACACACACACACACACACACACACACACACACACACACACACACACGCACACACUGGACACACACACACACACACACACUGGACACACACACACACUCACACUGGACACACACACACUCACACUGGACACACACACACACUCACGCUGGACACACACACACACUCACACUGGACACACACACACUCACACUGGACACACACACAGACACACACACACACACACACACACACACACUGGACACACACACACACACACACACACACACACACACACACACACACACACACACACACACACACACACACACACACACACACUGGACACACACACACUGGACACACACACACACACACACACUGGACACACACACACUGGACACACACACACACACUCACACUGGACACACACACACUCACACUGGACACACACACACACUCACGCUGGACACACACACACACUCACACUGGACACACACACACUCACACUGGACACACACACAGACACACUGGACAGAUACACACACACUGGACACACACACACACACACACUCACACAAACACAGACACACUGGACACACACACACACACACACUGGACAGAUACACACACACUGGACACACACACACACACUGGACACACACACACACACACUCACUGGACACACACACACACACACACACACACUGGACAGAUACACACACACUGGACACACACACACACACACACACACACACACUGGACACACACUCACACUGGACACACACACACACACACUGGACACACACACACACACACUGGACACACACUCACACUGGACACACACACACACACACACUGGACACACACACACACUCAUACUGGACACACACACACACUCACACUGGACACACACACUCACACUGGACACACACACUGGACACACACACACACACUGGACAGAUACACACACACUGGACACACACACACUGGACACACACACACACACACACUGGAAACACAAACACACACUGGACACACACACACACACACACAUUGGACACACACACACACUGGACACACACCCACACACACACUGGACACACACACACACACACACUGGAAACACACACACACUGGACACACACACACACGCACUGGAUACACACACACAGACACACUGGACACACACACAGGACACACACACACACACUGGACACACACUCACACUGGACACACACACUCACACUGGACACACACACACACUCACACUGGACACACACACACACACAGUGGACACACAGGACACACACACACACACACACACACACACACACACACACACACACACAGUGGACACACUGGACACACACACAAACUGGACAAACAAACAAACCCAGACACACACACACAGUGGACACACAGGACACACACAUGCGUGUCUUCCUAUAAUUGUGACAAUAACACCGUUAAAAUACCAAUGUGAUCAUUUGUUGUCUUUUAUGUUGAAUAACAAAUUGUAUAAUUAUAUAUGGACAUACGCUCCAUAGUUGUACAAGUAUACAAGGAUAUAUUGUACUUUUCAUAAUAAAACAGACUUGAAACAAGAAAA